Molecule: messenger RNA, 5332 nt
Organism: Dreissena polymorpha
Lineage: Eukaryota; Metazoa; Mollusca; Bivalvia; Myida; Dreissenidae
Product: ketimine reductase mu-crystallin-like
Exons: 9
Coding region: 101-1105 (334 amino acids)
Cellular component (GO): cytoplasm
Molecular function (GO): hormone binding
Source: RefSeq, a predicted model, not a curated record
ACGGAGGAAUCCGAGAUAGCCGAUGUAUCACGAUUGGCGUUCAGAUUGAUAAAUUAAUUUAACGGGAGAUCCCGGAGAUAGUCGAGUCAUCCGACUGCCUAUGUCAUUAACAAGAUUAAAACAUAUUUUAGCGCGACAAUGUGACCCACACGGCUUUAGAAAGCAGACGAAAAUGGAGUGCUUUAUAUCAGCAGAGAAUGUUAAAUCGGUUUUAACUUACGAUAGAUUAAUAAGUGCUAUGGAAAAAGCUUUUAAAAAACUUCAAGAGAAGCAAGUUCUACAACCAGUUCGGAUUGUUUUACCUGUUGCAAGUGAAAAUGGUUUCUUUGGGUUGAUGCCUGCCAUGUGUGAGGCAGAGGAGGUGAUGGGCACUAAGCUGGUCACUUGGUACCCACAGAACACAGGCAGACACGGGGUGCCUACCCACCAUGCCAUCAUUGUACUAUUUAACAAGAACACAGGGAUACCAAAAGCUAUCAUGGAUGGAGAGGUCAUCACAGCCAUGAGGACGGCAGCAUGUUCUGCUGUAGCCACAAAGUUCCUAGCUCCCCCUAGUGCAUGCAAGCUGGCCAUUCUUGGAGCCGGUGUACAGGCUAGGUCUCACUACCACGCACUGAUAACUGUCAUCCCUUUCACCCAGGUGACAGUUUGGUCUCGGUCGUUUGCCUCUGCAGAGCUGUGUGCAUCGGAGCUGGGUGCCAUGGCGUGUCAGUCGGUAGAGGAAGCCGUGAGGGAGGCUGAUGUUAUUGUCACGGUUACGGCAUCUACCACCCCAGUACUGAGGCUGGAGUGGGUUAAGCCAAAUGCUCACAUAAAUGGUGUGGGUGCAUGUCGACCCGAUUGGUCUGAGAUAGACACAGAGCUGAUGAGGGCAGCAGUUGUGUAUGUUGACAGCAGAGAGGGGGCACUUGCCGAGAGUGGGGAUGUCAUACUUUCCAAGGCUGAGGUGUACGCAGAGCUGGGAGAGGUUGUCACGGGGGUCAAGGAGGCCAAAAGGGACCAGCUCACUGUCUUCAAGUCUCUAGGGAUGGCCAUAGAGGAUGUGAUGGCAGGAGAGCUGGUGUUGGAGCAGUUAGCCUCACACUCUCAGCCUGCAACCAACUAGCUGUAGCAGGAUGGGUCCAACCAGGUCUUCAGAAGUUCAGUAAUGAAUCGCAGUGUGAAUCCAAUCAGGUGAAAAUGUGAAUAUUAAAGAAAUAUUAAGAAAUGUGUUGUUAAUUGUACAUGCAAUUUAUAAUUAUGCAAUCAUUGUUAUACAAUUAAUAAUUAUGCAAUCAUUGGUAUACAAUUAUUACUAGUAUACAAUUAAUAAUUAUGCACUCAUUGGUAUCAAAACAGUGCUGAAGUUACACACAUUUCAUUUAUCAUCAUGUAUGUAAUUUAUAUAUGAUAUGUAAUGUUGUGAUGGUAGAGUAAUGGUACUUUGUACAUAAAUUUUAGUUUGCAUUUUAAUUUUCAGUAUUACUUGUAUAUUUUUUUCACACAGGUAAUUUAACAUGCAUUGUGUGAAUUUGUAUUUCAGAGAAGCAUUUCAAUGUUUUGUUUUGUUUGUGAAGAUUUUUAUCAUCGCUUAUGUAAUUAAUGUUUCCAAUUUAUUAAUGAUGUGAAUGCAUACAGAUGGUGCUUGUGAUAUACAUUUAAACAGAUUUUUCUAUUGUCGAAUAUUUAUACAGAUUGUGACAGUAAUGUAUAUUGAACGGGUUGUGCUAGUGAUGUUUAUUUAUACAGAUUUUGGUUACAAAUAUUUAUACAGAUUGUGACAGUAAUGUAUAUCAAACAGGUUGUGCUAGUGAUGUAUAUUUAUACAGAUUUUUCUUGUUACAAAUACAGAUUAUGACUGUAAUGUUUAUUAUGUUCUAGAGAUGUAUAUUUUAGCGAAAACUCCACAAAUGUGUAUGCCAAUAAUUAAUUUUACCAUUUUUAUUGUUGAUACAAUUUGAUGUAAUUUUCAUUUACAAACUAUGUAGUAAAUAUUUGCACAUACUGAAUGUAUUUAUGUGAUUAAGUUAUUAAGUUAUAUUGAAAUUAUUUAUUUACAAUUAAGUACACCUUAUCAGGAGUAUUUUAAUGCCCCUACAAAAUGGGAGACAUUAACAAUUGUCCAUCUGUUCGGUAUUUGUGUUUUCAACACCUCUUCAAUUGCUGGGUGGAUCUUGCUCAAACGUUUACGGCUGAUAGACCUUAAUAUGGAAAUGAUCGUAAGAAGUUUUGACUGAAACACAUUUUGGCAGAAUUAUUGCCCUUGGUUUGUUGUUGUACAGUAGAGUACAGUCGUUCCUAAUAUUUUGUGUUUUCAUGUUCUAAUACUGCUUUGCAGAUUUAACUUAAAACUAUUGCAACUGAAUGACCUUUAAGCAUAAUGAUCAAUAUUGUUAGCUGUGUCCAAUUUUGGCAGAAUCAUUACCCUUUGGCAUUUGUCCACUGUAGAAUAUACAUUUGUUUAACAUUUUGAGCUCAAGUUCUCAAUUAAAUUAAUUUCAUUCAUACGCUGAACGACCUAAAUUUGCGAAUGCUUGUAAAAGAAUGACUUUGGCUGAAGCCAAUUUUGGCAGAGUUACAGCCCUUUGUUUUCUACUUUAGAGUAUUUAGGCAUUGAGAUUUUUCAUGUUUAUGUGAUCAUUAAGGAUAAAACUUUGGCUGCAACCAAUGUUGGCAGAAUUAUGGCCGUUUGUCAUUAUUCCCAGUAUUGAUACAUCUUUGUCAUUUUUCCCAGUAUUGAUACAUAUAGUUGUAUCAAUUUUACAAAAUCCUCUUUAACUGCUUGGCAGAUCAAACUUUCACAUCUGAAAAAACCUUCUUGUGACGAUGCUUGUUAAGGACUUUGAGCUGCAAUAAAUUUUAACAUAAUAUCUGUCACUUUUUUGUUGUUUUUGAACGAUUUGGUUAUAUAUUAGGUUUAUUUUUGGUGGUAGUGUUCUUUAUCCGACUGUUGCUUUGUCUGUAUAAGAAGGAAUAUCCUGGUGGAACCAGUAUCAGGUUGAUGUCUGGUGGAACCAACAUCAGGUUGAUGACUGGUGGAACCAGUAUCAGGUUGAUGUCUGGUGGAACCAGUAUCGGGUUGAUGUCUGGUGGAACCAGUAUCAGGUUGAUGUCUGGUGGAACCAGUAUCAGGUUGAUGUCUGGUGGAACCAGUAUCAGGUUGAUGUCUGGUGGAACCAGUAUCAGGUUGCUGUCUGGCGGAACCAGUAUCAGGUUGAUGUCUGGCGGAACCAGUAUCAUGUUGAUGUCUGGUGGAACCAGUAUCAGGUUGAUGUCUGGUGGAACCAAUAUCAGGUUGAUGUUUGUGGGCAAGGCUGGCAAGAGCCUGUAUUCACCAACUCAUUCAUUGACAUACAAAUAAAGAAUAGAUUAGAACAAGAGCUGUCUCCAUAGGACGACAUAUGCCCCCGAAAAAAUGCUUUGAUAGAAGUUAUGAGCCUUUUUUUUUUAAACUUUACACAGAUUUCGUAACCUAAAAGCGGACCCUAAGUUCAAGGUCAAGGGGGUCCAAAUUUGUAUGCAUAUGGAAAGGCCUUGUCCAUGUACACAUCCAUACCAAAUAUGAAGGUUUCAUCUGAAGCAACAUAAAAAUUGAGCAUUUUUCUAAACCUAAAUGCAGAUUUUGAAACCUAAACGCGUACCCUUAGUUCAAGGUCAAGGUCAAAGGGGUCAAAAUUUGUGUGCGUAUAGAAAGGCCUUGUCCAUAACCACAUGCAUACCAAAUAUGAAGGUUACAUCUGAAGCGACAAAGAAGUUAUGAGAAUUUUUCAAAACCUAAAUGCAGAUUUUGAAACCUAAACGCGGACUCGAAGUUCAAGGUAAAGGUCAAUGGGGUCCAAAUUUGUGUGCGCAUGGAAAGGUCUUGUCCAUAUACACAUGCAUACCAAAUAUGAAGGUUACAUCUGAAGCGAUAUAAAAGUUAUGAGCAUUUUUAGAAACCUAAAUGCAGAUUUUGAAACCUAACGCGGAACCUAAGUUCAAGGUCAAUGUCAAAGGGGUCCAAAUUUGUGCGCUUUUGGAAAGGCCUUGUCCAUAUACACAUGCAUACCAAAUAUGAAGGCUGCAUCUGAAGUUACAAAGAAGUUAUGAGCAUUUUUUAUACAGGCUACCACUGGUGAUUGUCAUUUAAAAAUGUUCUUUAUGAAAACUGAUGUUGAUAGAGAUCUUAAAGGCCAAGUAUGAUUCAAAUGUAAGCUAUUCUUAUUCCAAUUUAUCACUUUCCCACUUAGAAGCAAAGUGAAAAUGGCUAUGUGCAAACAACAUAAAACCAGAACAGCCUGCGAGUUACUUGCAAUCUGUUAAGGUUUUAUGCUAUAUGCUGCUCAUCAGUAUCGAACGGUUGCCUUUAACAUAAUCAUUUGAAUUGAGUAAGAAAGAUCUUUAAUUAAAUUUAACUUUCUGAGGGACUACAAAUGCGUCAAAAUACGUAUCUAAGUGAUAAAGGGUUAAAGAAAAUUCUUUUUUUUAGACUCCAGUCUUAGAAUUGUUUGGGGAAUACAGGCCUUGUCCUGGUUAUAACUGAGUUGCAUGUUGGACUCAAUGCCUUCAAGACAAAACACCAACGUUUAAAAUUUUAUUUUUGUAAAUGACAUUAGUCUAUCUAAGAUAAGAAAAAAUAAUAGAAAUAUAUAAUAAUCUCAUAUAUCUUUAACAAUUAUUUCUUCAUAGAUUCUUAUAUUUUUAAACAUGUUUUUUUCGUACAUCUGUAAAUAAUUGAUAUCAUGUAUAAUUAAAGAAGAAGUGAAAAUAUUAAUCCAUUUGUUCACUACCAGCAGUUUCUCUUACUUUCAUGUGUAAAUUCCAAAAAUAUCAAUAAUUUCAAUAUAUUUUUUAAUGAAAAUGUAUCAACCUUAAUGAGAUAAAAAUAAAAUAAAAUGCAUGAAUUAAGUGUUUUAAACACUAUUUUGGUAUUUUGGUAAAAUCUUGUUGUUUAUUCAAACAGACAUGGAUAGAUUUAAAGUCUUAUAAACAUUGCUUUUUUUCCUUCAUCAAAUUAAUGCAUUAUAUUUCAAAUAUGAAAUUUACACAUUUAUAACACAACACUUGCACAUAUAAGAGUUCAGAAGAACAAAAAAAACUGCUUCGAAAUAGAAACACACUGAAAUUUCUUUUUCUUUCUUCUAUAAAUAUAUAAUAAAGACUAGAUUUUCACAUAGAUCCUUCUGUACUAUAUCACAGUGGUUAGACUUUUUAUAAAGAUAUAAUAGCACAUGAAAUAAUAAAUAAAAACAUAAACAUAUUGUUCAACAAUAUUGCACUAUGUUUGAACUGACCUCAUUGUAUAAAUCAGCAUCAAUAUGUGUUUUAAUGUCAGUCCAAAGAUUCUGUUAUUUUAUUAAACAUUUAAACUGGA